Molecule: messenger RNA, 1308 nt
Organism: Theobroma umbraticum
Lineage: Eukaryota; Viridiplantae; Streptophyta; Magnoliopsida; Malvales; Malvaceae
Gene: MPPBETA
Product: Insulinase (Peptidase family M16) protein
Cellular component (GO): mitochondrion
Molecular function (GO): metal ion binding
Source: RefSeq, a predicted model, not a curated record
AUGAAAGAUGUAAAGUUUGACAAGCAUAGGAUUAGUAUGGAGAAGGAGGUGAUUUUAGGGUAGAUGGUGGAAGUUGAAGGUCAAACUGAGGAAGUUAUUUUUGACCAUUUGCAUUCAACUGCGUUCCAAUACACUCCUCUUGGUAGAACUAUUCUCGGGCCUGCUGAAAAUAUUAAGACAAUCACCAAAGAGCAUCUCCAGAACUAUAUUCAGACACACUACACUGCUCCUAGAAUGGUCAUUGCUGCUUCUGGAGCUGUUAAGCAUGAGGAAGUUGUUGAGCAAGUAAAGAAGUUGUUUACCAAGUUAUCAGCUGAUCCAACCACUGCUUCUCAGUUAGUUGUGAACGGACCAGCUACUUUUACUGGUUCUGAGGUUAGAAUGAUCAAUGAUGAUAUUCCUCUAGCGCAAUUUGCGGUUGCUUUUGAGGGAGCAUCUUGGACAGAUCCAGAUUCCAUUUCACUAAUGGUUAUGCAGGCAAUGCUUGGUUCAUGGAGCAAAAAUGCUGGGGGUGGAAAGCACAUGGGCUCUGAGCUGGCGCAAAGAGUUGGCAUUAAUGAAAUUGCAGAAAGCAUGAUGGCUUUCAAUACAAACUACAAAGAUACUGGUCUUUUCGGUGUCUAUGCUGUUGCCAAGCCUGAUUGUUUGGAUGAUUUGGCAUAUGCUAUUAUGUAUGAGGCAACCAAGCUAGCUCAUCGUGUUUCAGAAGCUGAUGUCAUUCGUGCUCGUAACCAGUUGAAGUCAUCCUUGAUGCUUCACAUAGAUGGAACUAGUCCUGUAGCUGAAGAUAUUGGGCGCCAGCUGCUUACAUAUGGUCGGAGAAUCCCAUUUGCUGAACUAUUUUCUAGGAUUGAUGCUGUUGAUCCAAGCACUGUUAAACGUGUUGCAAACCGAUUUAUCUAUGACAGGGAUGUCGCAAUUGCUGCCAUGGGCCCCAUCCAGGGUUUGCCUGACUACAACUGGUUCAGACGCAGAACCUACUGGAACCGUUAUUAGAUUGUUUUCCGUUUCCUUUUUUGUCCAUGGAUCUUCUCCUUGUUGGGCAAUCACCAAACAUUUUGGCACUUUUACAGGACCAAAAGUUUCCGGAAACACACCCAAGGGUGGCAUUUCUAUUCAUUUUGUAGGUUCUUGGUUCUGUAACUUUGUUGUUAUUCUGUAAUAAGCAUGCUGUCUUCAGUGUAUGUGCUGAGAAUCAGGAGAAAUUCUUUUGCAAAACAAGGUAACUGAUGCCGUAAUGUUGAUAUGUUGAGUUGCAUUUAUAUAGUUGGAUCUUAGCUCUAAAUGGCAUUUAUGUUGGAGCUGAAA